This is a messenger RNA of Chenopodium quinoa (quinoa), 770 nucleotides long. Its product is annotated as thioredoxin H5-like. The record is from RefSeq and is a predicted model, not a curated record. The transcript has 3 exons. NCBI's taxonomy places the organism in Eukaryota, Viridiplantae, Streptophyta, Magnoliopsida, Caryophyllales, Amaranthaceae. The coding region runs from base 82 to 447 and encodes 121 amino acids.
AGUGAUAAUAUUGAUUUUCGCAUUUUCUUAUUUACGACGAAACCUUCUGAAAGCGAGGAGAAAGAAAAACAAGAAAUAACAAUGGCGGAAGUUCUUAGUUGCCAAACCCUUGACCAAUUUAAGCAGAAUCUUGAGGAUGGAAACUCUAAGAAAUUGACUGUGAUUGAUUUCACUGCAACAUGGUGUGCACCGUGUCGUUUCAUGGCACCAAUUCUGUCUGAAUUUGCCAACAAGUAUGAAGAUGUGUUGUUUCUCAAGGUUGAUGUUGAUGAGCUGAAGACUGUUGCUGAGGAUUUCAAAGUAGACUCCAUGCCGACUUUUGUUUUCCUGAAACAAGGAAAAGUAGUUGACAGAUUCGUAGGUGCGAAUAAAGAGUCCCUUCUGAAACUCGUUACUGAGCAUUCUGGUCGAAGUUUGCCUGAAGUUGAUCCUACACCAUCCACUUAAUGAAGUUAUCAUUGAACUAUUUGCUUUGUGAUGUUAAAUUCUGCUUAAUGGUAUAAUAUAUCUUUAUGAUUGUAUGAUUCAGCUUUGGGUUUAUGGUUUUUAAGAUAACAGAUAAUUCUCGUGGAGUCGGGGUGGGUAUGUUUACCUAGAUGAGUUGAUUGUGUGAUCUAAAUUUAUAAUGUGACAAUUAAAUCCGAAUAGAAGUAGUAUUCUUUACUCUGUAGUCUGUACAGUGUAUUUGGGGUCUUUCUAUCUGUUGUUCAAACGGUAGUAUUUUUACCAAUUUACUAACUGAAUGAGCAGUUUGAUGUUAAAGAUUCUUA